Calypte anna (Anna's hummingbird) is the source of this 3523-nucleotide messenger RNA. It is a transcript of the gene DLST, whose product is annotated as dihydrolipoamide S-succinyltransferase. Gene Ontology annotation, cellular component: oxoglutarate dehydrogenase complex. Gene Ontology annotation, biological process: tricarboxylic acid cycle. The transcript is spliced from 15 exons. Gene Ontology annotation, molecular function: dihydrolipoyllysine-residue succinyltransferase activity. Bases 63 to 1448 code for a protein of 461 amino acids. Lineage: Eukaryota; Metazoa; Chordata; Aves; Apodiformes; Trochilidae. The record is from RefSeq and is a predicted model, not a curated record.
CCGCCGGGCCUGCUUCCGGUGUCCGCCCUCCGGCUCCUCCCGCCGCCGCCGCUGCCGCCGCGAUGCUGCUGCUGUGGCGGUCCCGCUGCCUGGGUCGGGCGCUGGGCCGCUCGCUGCGCGCCCUCCGGCAGGGCAACUGUACUCUGGCAAGAUGCACUCUGUCUGGUGUGGCAGGGAGCCGGGGACUGGCUUACACCAACAACAGGAAGCUUGUAGUAAAUAGCUCCAGUGUCUUCACUGUCCGUUACUUCAGAACCACUGCAGUACAUAGGGAUGACGUGGUUACAGUGAACACACCAGCCUUUGCAGAGUCAGUCACAGAAGGAGAUGUCAGGUGGGAGAAAGCUGUUGGAGACACAGUGGCAGAAGAUGAAGUGGUGUGUGAGAUUGAAACAGACAAGACAUCAGUGCAAGUUCCAGCCCCAGCAGCUGGUGUGAUUGAAGCCCUUCUGGUACCCGAUGGUGGCAAAGUGGAAGGGGGGACACCUCUGUUCAAACUCAGGAAAACUGGAGCUGCUCCUGCCAAGGCCAAACCAGCAGCAGCCCCUCCUCCUCCUCCUGCAGCCCCUGAACCUGUAGCUGCGGCUGCUCCUCCCCCUCCAGCAGCACCAAUUCCCACUACUAUGCCACCAGUGCCACCUGUGUCAACUCAGCCCAUUGACAGCAAACCAGUGUCUGCAGUGAAGCCGGCUGCAGCCCCAGCAGCAGCCCCUCCUGGGGAGGCAGUGCCCAGCAAAGGUGCCAGAUCAGAGCAUAGGGUGAAAAUGAAUAGGAUGCGUCAGCGCAUUGCUCAGCGACUGAAAGAGGCUCAGAAUACUUGUGCCAUGCUGACCACUUUCAAUGAGAUUGAUAUGAGCAACAUCCGGGAGAUGAGAGCUGUACACAAGGAUCCCUUCCUAAAGAAGCACAACCUGAAACUAGGCUUCAUGUCAGCUUUUGUGAAAGCUGCAGCUUUUGCUCUGCAGGACCAGCCUGUUGUGAAUGCAGUGAUCGAUGACACGACCAAAGAGAUUGUGUACAGGGACUAUGUGGACAUCAGUGUUGCUGUAGCAACUCCCCGGGGUCUUGUGGUCCCUGUUGUUAGGAAUGUAGAAAACAUGAACUUCGCUGACAUAGAGCGUGCUAUCUACGAACUGGGGGAGAAGGCUCGGAAAAAUGAACUGGCCAUUGAAGACAUGGAUGGCGGCACUUUCACAAUCAGCAAUGGAGGGGUUUUUGGGUCACUCUUUGGGACACCUAUCAUUAACCCACCCCAGUCUGCCAUCUUAGGAAUGCAUGCCAUCUUCGACAGGCCUGUGGCUGUGGGAGGCAAGAUCGAGGUGCGGCCCAUGAUGUAUGUGGCGCUGACGUACGAUCACCGGCUGAUUGACGGCAGAGAGGCGGUGACUUUCCUGCGAAAAAUCAAGGCAGCGGUGGAGGAUCCCCGCGUGCUGCUGCUCGACCUGUAGAGCAGCCAUACCCCCACACAAACCACCCAGGACAGGGCUGCAGCACCAGCAGGGGCGAUGCAGGGCAUUCAGGAACUGGCAGGGGUCAUUCUGGUCUCCCUCCCUCCGCUGUGAUUGGAGCUGUCCCAGAGGAAAUUGUGGGGAUAGCUCCUACCUCCUUUCCUGUUCUGUUUAACAAAGGUUCAGUUUCUCACUAGGAUUGCUAUGCAGUGGGCCAACCACUGAACAGCACUGCCUUUCCAUAGCCAUCUAUAUGGCAUCCUCUCCCUCACAGCACCAAAUUCGCACCUCUAGCUUGUCCUGUACCACUGGAAACUGCUUGCUGCUGCUGUGCUAGGGUUCCCUUCCCUGCUGCUCCAAGCAGGGUUCAGCUUUACUUCCUAGCACUGAGGUUCCUGGCAGGGAGAGGAGAGGAAAGGCUACUGUUCUCUCCAUGUUUUGCUUGAAAAUAUUUCACACUCAUCUGCCUUGCAAGGGCACUCUGGGUUUUGAUCAGAGCAGGGCUUGAGGUAGGUGUCAUACCUCUGGCAGUGCCCUAGUUACACUCCCUCCACAGACAGGAAUGCAGUGGUGGCAGCUCCCUUGCUUUCCCUUGGUGGUCGUUUGUCUCUCUCCAGCCUGGUCACUGUGGUGGGAUUGUUCAUGUCCAGGUGGGCAGAGCCCAUGACAUCUGUGGAGGUAGCACAGUUCCUGGGGGGACAAGCUUUUCACCAUUACAUGCCUGACAUGGGGUUAAGAACCAGCCCCCGGCAGCUGUCCUUGAAUCACAGCUCACUGGUGGUUGAUCCAACUGCUGGCUUCCUGCGUGUGAGAGCUUGGCCUGCUACCAGCAAAGAGACAGCUGGGGAGGGCCAGGCCUUUAAGUGUAAUGUAUAUCCCAGCCCAAGGCUGCUGGUUUUGGGGGGAGGGGGGCAGUCCUUAAUAAGAUAGCGCACACAUGUAUUGGGGAGUGAGGGGGUUGCUAGUGCCUGCAGAGUCUAUUACUCUUACCCUCUACACAGAACUUGUAACUAAAAUAUUUAACACAGCGGAUUUUAAAUGAAAUAAAACUGGGCAACGACUGCGAGGUGGGGUGUGUUUGAGGGGGGUGAGCAACAGCUCCUGGGAGAGGACUGGCAGCAGCAGCAUCCCAAAUUUAGCAUAAGAAGCUAUUACCUGAUGGUGAGGGAAAAAGCAUGGGAUCUGUGCCUGUCCCUGGUGGUACUAAGUGGAGGCUGCUCUGACUGUGAGUUCUACUACCCUCAGACCCUCUUUGGCUUAGGAUUGGCUCUUCCCAGCAGAGAUUAAGUGUUCAGGGCUGGAAAUAGUAAUUUUUAUGGUCUAGCAACAGAACUGUUACAGAUGGAAAGGAAAUCCCAGUAAAUGGCAUGAUGGCCAAGAGGGAGAACUGGGAACUGUACUUUGUACUCAAAGUACAUGUGUAGAGCUGAUUUGUCUUUUCCCCUGACAAAACGAGUGUUAUAAAUCAUGGAAGUGAGAAAAAGGUUGUUCAGGGUUGUGCAAGGAGAAAGGAGGCAAGGUCAAAGAAGAACUGGAAAACAAAAGUCUGUGGUGCUGCAAGUGUCUCCCCAAGGAGCAUUGUCUGUUGGGACAGUAUUAAACAGUUCCCGGAUCAAGCAGGGUUUUUCCAGCUCUGACAUCAACUUCAGAGAAGGUUUGCCCUUCCUGACUCCAAGUGAGGAAGGCAGCCCCUUUUAACAGAAAACGGUUGCACUCACAGCUGGCAUGCUGACCAAAGAAAGAGCAGUUCCUGGUACUAGUUCCUAUGGUUUCCUGGCAGCUAUGGUAAAACUAGUGCUUGGAAUUGGCUUUCCUCUGGCUGUCUAUGACUGAGCUAGAGGGUUAGGAGAAGAGGAAAAGCCCCUUUUGCAGUAAAGGAAGGGUGAAGAGUCUUAACUGCUUUUGCACAAAUAUAUUGAACGAAAGAGAACGUUCUGACUCAAAAAUGCUGCUAGCACCCAGUCCCCUGUGCUGGUUUAGGGUACAGUGAAAGCACCUUGACUUUGUACAGGAGCCUGGGGAAGGGAAAUGCCUGUAUUCUCUCUGGAGCUGCAAUAAAUGAGGCCUUUGAACUA